This is a messenger RNA of Lemur catta (Ring-tailed lemur), 1615 nucleotides long. RefSeq names its product glutaredoxin 3 (gene GLRX3). Bases 850 to 1419 code for a protein of 189 amino acids. Lineage: Eukaryota; Metazoa; Chordata; Mammalia; Primates; Lemuridae. The record is from RefSeq and is a predicted model, not a curated record. The transcript has 9 exons.
UGAAGCUGUUCCUGAAGUAUCUGAAAAAUAUGAAAUUAGUUCUGUUCCUACCUUUCUGUUUUUCAAGUCCCAUUUUCUGCACUGAUGCUGAAGAGGAGGACCAUGCCAGUUGCUUGCCAACAUCUUGGAAAAGUGGCAUGGACUGCAGAGGGCCAGUAGCCAGAACUGGAGCUUCUUGAUCAAAAUCCAGACACAUGGCUGUAGACCCCCAGUGUUUCCUGAGUUGGAUCAGAAGUUGGUUGUUUAGAGCAUGUGCCUGGACAUAAUGGAACAUCUGGCUGGUUCUGGUUUGAUUAAUGACUCUUGGGAAGUGGGUGUAAAUCUGUGCUUCAGAGCCAUGGGUGUUACCAUAGCUCCCCAAAUACCUCACUUAUGCUUAAUAUAGACUCAUCCCAGCAAGUGUGGGGGAAAUCCUUUCUGUUUUAGGUUAGACUCUGAUCAGGUGUGACUUUGAGCUGUUGCAAUCCUUCCCCAGUAUGUUCCCAAGAAAAGAAAAAACAAAUUAUGUCUAAAAUUGAGAUGCAGUAUAGGCAAUUGGUAAUCAAUUUUUUUUUUCACUUCUCCAAUAAUAGUGUUAACUCCUUUAAAAAUUGGCUAGAACUAUGUACUUGUUAUAAUUUUGGAGUCUGAAAUGUAGAGAUGAUGAAGGAAUGCCAUACCUAUUCUAAAUGACAUUUUAAACUUUAGAAUUCUCAGAAAAUCGACCGAUUAGAUGGUGCACAUGCCCCAGAGUUGACCAAAAAAGUUCAGCGACAUGCGUCUAGCGCCUCCUUCCCACCCAGCGCUAAUGAGCAUCUUAAAGAAGAUCUCAGCCUUCGCCUGAAGAAAUUAACUCACGCUGCCCCCUGCAUGCUGUUCAUGAAAGGGACUCCUCAAGAACCACGAUGUGGUUUCAGCAGGCAGAUGGUGGAGAUUCUUCACAAACAUAAUAUUCAAUUUAGCAGUUUUGAUAUCUUCUCAGAUGAAGAGGUUCGACAGGGGCUCAAAACCUAUUCCAAUUGGCCAACCUAUCCUCAGCUCUAUGUUUCUGGAGAGCUCAUAGGAGGACUUGAUAUAAUUAAGGAGCUAGAAGCAUCUGAAGAACUAGAUACAGUUUGCCCCAAAGCUCCCAAAUUAGAGGAAAGGCUCAAAGUGCUGACAAAUAAAGCUUCUGUGAUGCUCUUUAUGAAAGGAAACAAACAGGAAGCAAAAUGUGGAUUCAGCAAACAAAUUCUGGAAAUAUUAAAUACUACUGGUGUUGAAUAUGAAACAUUUGAUAUAUUGGAGGAUGAAGAAGUUCGGCAGGGAUUAAAAGCUUACUCAAAUUGGCCAACGUACCCGCAGCUGUAUGUGAAAGGGGAGCUUGUUGGAGGAUUGGACAUUGUCAAGGAAUUGAAAGAAAAUGGUGAAUUGCUGCCUAUACUGAGAGGAGAAAAUUAAACUUGGUGCCCAGCUAUUGCAAGAAGUAAAUAUAGUGGGAGAAGUUCAUGAUUUAGUCCUCAGAAAUGGACUAGGAAUAGAAAAAUGCUUCUGACCAAGUUACACUUUGUAUAUUUCACAAGGUUGUGCUAAAUAAAUGUAAUGUUUUUUCCCACCAAAAAUAGAAUGCAAUAAACAUCUUCAAAUUAUUAAUAAU